GCAGAGCUCUGGCUGCUCCAGAGCUCACGGCUGCCUCUUCUCCCCCUCUGCUGGUGCCUCACCUCAGGACAGGGAAAGGCAGCGACACAAACUGGCCCCAGGGAAGAGGGGGAAUAUCCCUGGAACAGAGAAGUCCCCGGGAUAAAUGGGCCUCCAGAAUGCCAAGCCCUCAACGAAGGGGGCCAACAUCGUGAUGCUGGGGCUGGACUCCGCGGGGAAAUCCACGCUGCUCUACAAGUUCAGGUAUAAAGAUGCUUUUAUAACAAUGCCAACGAUUGGCUUCAAUGUGGAUAUGAUUGAAGCAGGGAAAGAUUUCACGCUGACGUUUUGGGAUGUUGGAGGACAGAAGAAAAUGAGAGAGGUCUGGAGCAAUUUCCUGGAAGACGCCGGCGGGCUGCUGUACGUGGUGGACAGCUCUGACAAGCGGCGGCUCGAGGAGUCCAGGAGGGAAUUUGAGCUCAUUUUAAAGAAUGAAUCCAUAAAAAAUCUGCCUGUGGUCGUGCUGGCGAACAAGCAGGACUUGCCUGGAGCUCUGAACGCCGAGGAGAUCACCAGGAAGCUGAAGAUGAAGAAGUACUGCAGUGACAGGAACUGGUACGUGCAGCCCUGCUGUGCCAUCACGGGAGAGGGGCUGGCAGAAGCUCUCCAGAGGGUGGCCACGUUUGCCAGGCAGUACAAGAAGUCAAAGGAGACUUUCAUCACCCUGAAGGAACUCAACUCCUUUUAAGGAUUUCUACCAUCCACUUCUGGUGACUCUUAACAUACUUUGUUGGACAGAUUAAAUCUGGAAAUACUGGAUUCUGAAGAACUUUUAUACAUAAAUAUUUAUAAAGGACUUUGACAAUAUUAAGUUCUGCAGUUAUACCUGAUAUACUUGAUGGGAUAUCUCAUACCUGAGAUAGGACUCUGUAGCAUUUUAUUAUUAUUUUUUUAUUUACUUGGGGUUAUUCAAGUUGAACGAUGACAAAGGGGCAGUCACGCACAUGGAAAUAAAAUAGGUGAGCAGUGUUUAAGUGGCUUAAAUCAAAUGAAGAUUCAAAUCAAUUUUUUUCAAGAUGUAAACCAGCCAAGCCAUUUGGUCAGCAGUGAUCAAAUGCUGUUUUGUAAUAAAUGGAAUAGAUGUGUUUCUUAUUUGAAAAUAGAGUGGGGUGAGAGCUACAGCUCCAGUUAUGUAGAAGAGAAUUUGGCUGUUUCUGCAUUCUAGAAGCAGUUCCUGCAGGGAGGUGGUGAUGAGCAGGACGAGCUCCUCACCCAGCCCCGGGCAGAGCCUGGCUCCAGUGCUGUCCCCAAGGUGCAGCUGUGGCCUCCCACUGUCCCAGAGAUGCACGUGCUCCCCUUGUCCCUGCACUGCUACAUGCCCUCCUCGCAGGAGAUCAGCCAGGGAAGAGCUGCAUCCCCUUGGUUUUGUGGUGACUUCCCAUCCUGGCCUCUGGAAAAGUCGCGGCAGGGGUCCUCUUGUGCUCCCGUUUUUUUGUUUCAGGAUUACACCAAGGAAGUAGGUGGGAAGUAGGAAGUUUACAUUUCAUUCUUACUAAUAAACAGACAGGAAUGUCAAGUUAUAAAAGGGUGAAGCAGCAAUAAAAUCACCCAGACAUACCUUGUUGUCUCAUGCACAGGUUAUUCAAAGUCAAAAAACAUCAGGUGGGUUUGCUGAAACAGUAAACAAAAGGAAGUUUCGCAAUAGUAGCUGUUAUUAAUACUGAGACUAAUUAAUUACCAGGAGCUAAAUCCUGAGUCAUGCCGAGAUUCUUGCUAAAAAAAUGAGCAAAUGUCUGGAUUUCUCAUUGCCCGCUCUGGUGAUUUGGGCUCAAUAGAAAAUAUCAUCUUCUGUCCCUAAAAAUAUCUUU
Molecule: messenger RNA, 1847 nt
Organism: Passer montanus (Eurasian tree sparrow)
Lineage: Eukaryota; Metazoa; Chordata; Aves; Passeriformes; Passeridae
Gene: ARL14
Product: ADP ribosylation factor like GTPase 14
Exons: 1
Coding region: 146-727 (193 amino acids)
Biological process (GO): vesicle-mediated transport; intracellular protein transport
Cellular component (GO): cytoplasm
Molecular function (GO): GTPase activity; GTP binding
Source: RefSeq, a predicted model, not a curated record